Molecule: messenger RNA, 2468 nt
Organism: Cololabis saira (Pacific saury)
Lineage: Eukaryota; Metazoa; Chordata; Actinopteri; Beloniformes; Belonidae
Gene: depdc1b
Product: DEP domain containing 1B
Exons: 11
Coding region: 112-1710 (532 amino acids)
Biological process (GO): intracellular signal transduction
Source: RefSeq, a predicted model, not a curated record
UCUCUGUUAGACUUCAGAAAUCCUCCGCAUUUAUCUGCCAAAGUUGUAAACACGUCCUAAAGUUUACAGCUCCAUGUUUCCAUAGGUGUGGGGUGACUUCUGGGUGACGGGAUGGACGGGGCGGCGGUCGGACCUGGACCUUACCGGGCCACCAAGUUGUGGAAUGAAACCAUUAAACUUUUCCGUGGAGGAAUGACACUUCGAAGGCACUGGGCAAACUUCCGUUACUAUGACAGCAGUUUCACAGGAUCAGAGGCCGUGGACUACCUGCACGAGCUGCUCAGACACAACUGCAACUUUGGACCUGACGUGACUCGGUACCAGACCCUCCAGCUGCUCAGGAAGUUCCUCAAAGCCCACGUGAUAGAAGAUAUCAAAGGACGCCACGGCACAGAGGACUUUGAAGACAGCAGCAAUCUGUACAGGUUCCCCACACUGUCUCCUCUAAAGUCUCUUCCAACGAGACCGCUGUGGAGAGACAGCAGCGACCUGCCCAGACUCAUCCGCUGGGACGACUAUGAAGAACUGCCUCAGCGGGAAAAUGUAGCACCCUCGAAAUCCACCGUCAUGUCUUCAGAUUUAUGGAAUAAGAGACACAGUGUAGCUAUCGGAGAUGUGCAUGAAUGCAAGGUCAUACGCAGGAAGGAAGUAACUCCAAAACAAGUGGACCACAUCUGGAAAUCGUUGACGAUUGCACAUUUACAGAGAGUUCUGGGCUUGAGGACGUUGGAUGGAGUUUUGAACCCGGCACAUGUGAAUGGAAAGCACAUUGUUCACAAUGUGUUCAGCAUUAACAAAGCAGGCAUUGUUGUAUUGCAGAACAAAGCUGAGGACAUGCCUUAUUGGGUUGUAUCAGCAAUGAAAUGCCUUGCAAACUGGCCUAAUGGCAAUGACGCCGGGCAGCCAGUGUACCCCGGCUUUGAGCGGGAUGUUCUGAGAACAGUAGCUGAUUACUACCAGAAACUUAAAGAGCCCUUGCUGACUUUCCAUCUGUAUGAGGUCUUUGUCAACAUUCUCAGUCUGCUGCAGGAUCAGGACGUGGCCACUCAGGCCCUUCAAGUCAGCUGCCUCCUACUGCCUCCUCCCAACCGCAGACGCCUCCAGCUUUUACUGCGUCUCAUGGCCCGCGUGUGCCAGAACCCCCACCUGCCUCCGCUCAACGACACUGUUCCAACCCGCACACUGAUGGUGCAGAUGUUUUCCCCCUGCGUUCUGGGCUCAGCAGACGACAUGGACCUGGACGAGCUACUUGCUACUAAACUGGUGACGUUCAUGAUGGAGCACCGUGACGCCGUCUUCCACGCGAACAGCAAGCUGCGCUGCCAGGUCGACGAGCAUCUGUCGCACCUCAAAAGAGCUCAGAUCAAAUACGUUGGCUCAGAUACGGAUUUCAGCGCCUCACCGGCCUUUUGCAAACAGAUCAGGGUCAUGGAGAGUGAAGAGCAGAAGGUGAUCGGUACCGAGACCCCGUUGCAGCAGUUGCUGGAAGGUCUGAUUGCAGACAAAGAACUCCCCGCGAAGGACAAGAAGAAAAGACUUAAACAGUUCCAGAGGUCCUACCCCGAAGUUUACCAGCGUAGGUUCCCCACCGAGGAGAGCAAGGCUGCCGUCAUCCCAGAGAAACCGCCCCGACAGAGACCUCAACUCCCGUUCUUCAACCUUAAAAAGUCUUUCCAGCCUUUCCAGAGGAGCUGGAGUUUUAGGGCGUGAUUCAUCCCCACAGACAUAUUUACACUAUUAAUGCUCCCCUGCAUCAUCCAGUCACGGGACGAGGACGAGCUCGGCUGUCACAGUGCCCUGGUCACAACUGAGGUACUAUUUAUUAACCACUUCUCCUGAAUUUGACAGAAUAAAUCAGUUUUUAUGGUACUGUUAAAUUUAAAUAAUAAUAAUAAUAAACAUUAAUAUAAUGGCUACAUGCACAAUGAUCUGGAUGGGUGAAAAGACCCUUUCAAAUCACAGUAAAGACAAUAAACAAUGCAAAGUUUGUAAUCUGAGGUUUCAAAAUACUAAGAAAAUGUACUUUGAUGUCUGGAUUAGAAACACUGGGCACAAGUUUUAUUACACUGUUAAUUCAGUGUAGCUAUAUGCACUAUAUUGACAAAAGUAGAAAGAGAAAAAAAAACAUCACACCAUGACAUUGUUUUCAAAUACAUGUACUCAGGUUUCCCACGCAUCCUGGAAAACCUGGAAAAAGAUUGGUCAAUUUUCCAGUCCUGGAAAACAUGGAAAAUGACAAAAAAAAAAAAAAGGUCAAAUGUCCUGGAAAAUGAUCUUCCCCCUGCCUUGUUAGUGAAUGUAAACGGGUUAAACGUUCUGCAGAUGUACAUCUGUUGACACCUGAUCAGGGCAACAUUCAGGCUGCACCACGGAGUAGGAGGCCCCGCGUCCCUGCUUCUAGCUGGCACAGCGCCCCACGUGACGCUACCAGCCAAUCAAAUCUCCUCCUUUGCUGAGAGUGCUUCUCC